AAAAAGAAAAGAAGCGACAUCGAAACAAGUCAGAACACGUCAUUUGUUCCAACAGACUAGAAGUAUUUUCUCCUUUCCAGCAUGUACUUACUGUUGGUUAUCGCAUCAUGUUUGGUGCUGACAGCAACAAAUGGCUACAGCUUCCAAAGACCAAUUAGACCUUCAAUCGUGCCCAUUCAGACUGCUUCCCAUCCCAAACCCGGAGGAUAUGCAGCCCAACAACAACCCUGGACUUCUGGUAGCGUCGGUGUGCAUUCCGCAGCUGCAGGAACCCGAAAUCAUCCAACAUUCAAACAACCCGUUGGACCCGCAUCAGGUGUCAGACCAUAUUUAGCCACUCCAUCUCAAAUUGCAGCACCUUCCAGUGUGUCCAAAGCGCAAAAGCCCGUACCCGUAAGACCCUACCCUUACCAACAUGGCCAGCAACAACAACAACAGGGUCCCAAAGGAGUCGCUUCUUUCCAAUCCAACAGGCCUUAUCCGUCUCAAGCUAAUACCGUGGUUAAAACAGCGCUACCAAAACAGCCCGAUAGCGGGAAAAGCGCUACUUCACAGGCUUAUUCAGUCGCUUCUUCACAGGCCCAUCCAGUUGCUACUGCACAGGCCUAUCCAGUCGGGCCGGCAGUUGGCUCCAACCAUGUCCAGCAAGUAAAAGGUGCACCAACGGGACCCGUUCGAGCCGAGGCGUCUUACCAAGUAACAACAAAAAAUCCAUUGCCACAGCGCUGGAUUCCUUCUUACGGCGGUCCUCAAAAUCCUUCAUCACAACAAUCUAGCUCAUUACAAGCUACUGGCGGUUAUCUACAGCAGCCUUCCAAGAAGCCAACAGGACACGUAUCCAAUACAAAAAAGAAUAAUAAGGAAAAAGAGAACGAGAGUUUCAAUCCGUACCGCGAGCCUCCAUUACAAACUGCUUUUUCAACAACUCGUAAACCCAUCAGUCAAGCAACAAAUGUAAAGCCCAACAGGAAAAACCCUGGCGAAGUACCAUCAAUCAUCCCUCAAACCAUUUCACAUUCUAAUGCGUUACCAGCAGCCAAUAAUUAUCAGAUUCAUAAGAAUCCAACCGUGUCAGAGGGCCCGUCAAAAGCUGGCGCAUUAGCACCAGCAUCACAAACUCACAAUUAUCAGAUCCCCAAAGCCAGCGUCCCUAAUACUUCAUCUCAAUCAGAAUCAAGUACCCCGUCAUCAGCAGCCCUUAAUGCCCAUCAAAAGCCCGAAACAUCUUUAGCACCCGGAGAAGGGGGAAAAUACCCGGCCCAUUCCGAUGCUGCUGCUGCUGCAACUAAUACUUAUCAAAUUCCGAAACCUUAUUCCACGCCGUCUGCGGUAAGUGCACCUCAAACUCAGCCGCCGCAAUCGACUAGUACCACGGAGCACUACCAGUUCUCCCAUCAGGUGAAAGUCUCCACCGAGUCUAUUGUUCCCCAACAAUACGAAUCGGAAAAAGUGAAAGAAAGUUUUUCCGAUGAGAGUAAGGAAGCUCACUACAAGAUUCCUCCGACUGAGACAAAAUCGACUGCUGACGUAGCAGGAGACGCUGACUACCAAGCCCCGCAACAAUCUGCCUAUACUGUAGAAGAAUCUGCCAAAUUGCAUUCGGCGGAGCAGACUCCGCAAAAUGAAGCGACAAAUGGAGAAACUUUAGAGAGCGUUAGUGGGUAUCAAUAUGCUCAAAAUGCUGCUACAACAACAACAACAAAUCAACCCAGUUACCAGACUCUGCAACCUGUUGAAGUGCCUUCAACUAACCCACUGACUGUCCCUACAACUACUCCGUUUUCGUUGCCUUCCUUCGACGGUUCCGCAAUCCCCAAAUACGUCUUGGGUACAUAUUCGCCUUUAGUUUUGCCUGAAGAUCCUCUACAGUUGGCUCAUUCAGCUUACGGUGUAGAGCAAUUGGGUGUUGAGGAACACCAGGAUGCGCCAGCACAACCAGCAGCAAUUCCACCGCAAUCAACGGGAAGCUAUGGAGCUCCAGCGGUUUCAUUGGACACCAUAAAAAAUCUUCCAUUAUCACAGCAGUGGGGCUACUAUUCAGCAGAACCUUUCCAACCCGCGUCUGUUGAGAUAAGCCAAUCUGAUAUACCGAGUGGCGCUCCGGGAGGCGGCUACCAGUCACCGCAAACAUCGGCGACAGCAGAAAUUAAUAAUCCGGCACCUGCUUACGGGUUUCAACAAUCUGCCACUGCUCAGCAAAAUAAUGGAUACCCAUCCAACCAACAAUCCAGCGCCGGAUCUGAAAAUUCUUACGCGACCUUCAAACAAACCGCGAAUGCCGCAAUUGAAAAUGCAUUCAGUAAUCAAAGAACUUCAUCAUCCGAUGAAAAUGUUGGAGGACGUAGUCACCAAUCUUUUGAUGAUAACGUCAAUAAACCACCAGUGGCCACUCUAGUUUCGGAAAACGUCCUCAAUGAAGACGGAAGUUUUUCCUACAAUUACGAAACCGAAGACGGUAUUAAAGUGGAAGUAAGCGGAAAUCAAAAACAAAUUGGAGCAGAUCCUGAAAACAGCGGUACGGUUUCGAAAGGAUCGUAUUCGUACACCGCUCCAGAUGGAGCAAAAAUUUCAGUCAAUUGGGUGGCUGACGAGAAUGGAUUCCAGCCAACUGGAAAACAUCUCCCCACACCGCCUACUGUUCCGGAUCAUUCGGUUGCUCAGAGCUCGGUUGGUGGCAAAACAGCUGGAAACUCGGUUCCAGCUGAAUGGGGUCAAUCAGCUCACGCAUACUAAGACGGUUAUAGUGUCAAGUGCCGGUUUGCAGUAUAGACAAAAACAAAAACAUAAUGCAAUGCUAUUUCCAAAGGUAUAAUCAUUCAUUCCAUUAGAUUAGCGUGUUUUUAGCUCAUAUGAAACUAAUGUUUAUGUCUUUUCAAGUGUAACAUUUCAUCUUACCGGAUUUUAUGUUUUGUUAAAUGGUUCUGAAUUCUAUUACUGGGUUAAAAACCUCUCAACUGUGACAAUACAAAAAGUUAAUGCAAAUG
This is a messenger RNA of Daphnia pulicaria, 2984 nucleotides long. RefSeq names its product cell wall protein RBR3-like. Lineage: Eukaryota; Metazoa; Arthropoda; Branchiopoda; Diplostraca; Daphniidae. Gene Ontology annotation, molecular function: structural constituent of chitin-based larval cuticle. Bases 82 to 2733 code for a protein of 883 amino acids. Gene Ontology annotation, cellular component: chitin-based extracellular matrix. The record is from RefSeq and is a predicted model, not a curated record. The transcript has 3 exons.